UCAGUUUGACUGAAAUUGUGGAGAAUGGCGACUCGUUUGAUACUCUUGUCCAUUUUGUGUGGGCAUCUUUUGUAUUCGGGGAAUUGUUCAGCACUUAUUGAAAGUAGCGCCAAUGUAGCGCCAUUUCAUUUUGAACCUAUCUUUGUGACGAUGAUUUAUUGAAGAGCGCGGUCAAUAAGGUGGAGUUUUUGAGCCUCAAACUAGAGAAUUAUGAUCUGCAUAUUCAAAGCGAAUUAAUGGCAAUGAAAGAGCAGCUUAUAGGUGAAGUAAAGAAGAAUCAGAAAUCAGCGCCAACUGCAACCAAGAAACCAUCUUCUUGUACCGAAGCAAUGCGUCAAGAAAACGGGAAAUAUGUAGAGAGUGGUGUUUAUGAACUUUACUUGCCGGAAUUCCUUCAACACUCUUUCAAUGUUUAUUGCGGCGAACCAUGGACUAUAAUUCACGAGUAUGAACGCGGUUUCGGCGAUUUGAAUGCCAAUUUCUUCCUCGGCUUGGAUAAAAUACAUGCAUUGACUCAUUCGCGAUCUCAUGAGCUUUGGUUUCAAUUGGAAGAUUUUCAAAAUGAGAAACGUGUUGCUAAGUAUGAGAGCUUCGCUAUAGACAAUGCUCAGGAGAAAUAUGAGUUAAUUGUGCUUGGUGAAUACUCAGGCACGGCCGGUGACUCGUUCUUUGCCCAUCGCGACCAAAAAUUCACCACUAAAGAUAGUGAUAAUGACAAAAAUGGUGUUAACUGUGCAGUGAAAUAUAAGGGCGCUUGGUGGUAUAAGAAAUGUUGUUACAGCAAUCUGAAAGGUUUAUAUUUAGGAGGAGAAUAUCCAAAAAGUCAGUAUGGCGAAGGCGUGGCGUGGGAUACCUGGCGAGCGAAUACCUACUUCCUCAAAUAUUUGCAUAUGGCUAUAAGUAUUGAUUACUGAGAUGGUGGUUUUAUAUUGAAAAUUUUAGGACCCUAAACAUUACUGACAUUAAAGCCAUUGAAACUAAUUUAAUUGAGCAUAAUGUUUUAUAAAACUUCGCA
This is a messenger RNA of Bactrocera latifrons, 1015 nucleotides long. Its product is annotated as fibrinogen C domain-containing protein 1-like. The record is from RefSeq and is a predicted model, not a curated record. Lineage: Eukaryota; Metazoa; Arthropoda; Insecta; Diptera; Tephritidae.